CACAUACAAUGACAUGUUGUCUGCUGAAAAUAGAUUUUGCAUGUCCAGCUGGCUCCAGUAAAUUUAUUCUUUGAAAUUUUGAAGUAGUUUAAACCGUAUUUUGAAGCCAUGGUUGUUCUCGAAAACGAUGCCUUUUUGACGUCGCUCACUUUGAUGUACCAGAAAGCCAGGCUACAUGGAUCUGUGCGAGUGACACUGAAAAGAUACGAUGGACGGACAAAACCAGUGCCUAGAGUUGAGGCUACAGCCAACAAAGAGGAACCAGAGUACAGUUGUAUUUUCAGAGCUACACUAGCCAGCAAGAAAAUCAGCACAAUUGUGACUGCAAAUGCUUUAUCAGAAUUUCAAGCUGCCUUCAGUUCCACCAUUAGAUCUAAUAUGGAUGGCUUGAAGAAGCAGAAGAAAUCAAAGGGAAAACGUAAAUCUAAAGCCACAGCCACCCAAUGACCUGUCCAAUCAUUCCCAUAUCCAAUCAGUGGUGGAAAAUAAAAAGUGUUAUAUAAAA
Daphnia pulex (common water flea) is the source of this 505-nucleotide messenger RNA. It is a transcript of the gene Srp14, whose product is annotated as signal recognition particle 14 kDa protein-like. NCBI's taxonomy places the organism in Eukaryota, Metazoa, Arthropoda, Branchiopoda, Diplostraca, Daphniidae. The record is from RefSeq and is a predicted model, not a curated record. Gene Ontology annotation, biological process: SRP-dependent cotranslational protein targeting to membrane. The transcript is spliced from 4 exons. Gene Ontology annotation, cellular component: signal recognition particle, endoplasmic reticulum targeting. Gene Ontology annotation, molecular function: 7S RNA binding; endoplasmic reticulum signal sequence receptor activity. Bases 109 to 447 code for a protein of 112 amino acids.